AUGAUAAACGACAGGGAACAGAGUGUUCAGCACAUGAUAUCGAAAAUUGUUACGAAAACUGUUGUGGACCCCCUAAUGCGCGAGACCGAUUCAACUGCCUGGAAAAUGCUGCAUGAGAUCGAACUGGAAAACAACAACAGGCGCCUUCUUCUUCGCUCUCUCAUGCAUGAGCACCAAGAAGGAAAUAUCAAAUCUACAAUUGUUGAAUGUCUCAAUCGUAAACUUGAGACAUGCCCGACAGAGGUGGAUGUGAUCUGGAUGCUUCUGGCAGAUCUCAGCGGUAUUUUCAAAGUGAAAUCGAGGAAAGCUUUGGAAGCGUGGUACACUAUUGCAGACGGAGAUACGAACAACAGGGUGCGCUACGUAACAAGAGUGUUGUCAAGAUCCUGUGGUGAUUUGAAUGCUGCUGAGAAGGCCGAUCUUUGUGCUGACAUUGAAACGAAAAUUACUGAUUUCAGAAUCGAUGCCAUGAAUAUUUCGUCUGCGUUCCUUUGUUUAGCUAAACUCAUGGAUGCUGUUGGCGAGGAAUGCACAGGCAGGAAGAACUUUGAAAGGCUAGGGAAGCGACUCCUCAGACAGAGCCGUAUUCACAUACGCGAAUCUCUACAGAAAAUCGACGAAGAAUAUGAUUAUCCCGAUAGGUUGGAAGCUCGUGAAACGUUGCUCAUACGUGUCAUCACAACCAUUGGAGAGGUUGUUCAGUUCUCGCCGAUACUCAUGAAUACAAGUGUCCGGCUAUUGGAUGCGCUCAAAACUAUUAUAUCCUCGGACAUCUUCAAUGAGCCUGAUGAAAAACCAGUGGUGAAUGCAGCCAUACCAUCCUUUCAACCAACUCCUAUUCCAUCUCGAGAGCAGUCACCAUCGCCGCCUUGCUCUCGUGCGCCGUCUCCGGCUCCAUCUACAGCCUCAUCAAACGCGGACGAUCACCUAGUAUCAUCUCAGGGUGGCCCUGUGAUACCACCAGACAUUGUGACAGCCGCGGCUGCCAAUCGUAAGGCUCUGCUUACUCCUAGAGUUAGGGCACAUGCAGUUCUAACGAUCGGAAAAUUCUGUCUUAUGGAUGAAAGGGUGGCCAAAUCUACCAUUCCCGUUUUCGUGAAGCAACUGAAACUAAACUCGGACCAUGUGAUUAGAAACAACAUUGCCCUUGUUAUUUGUGAUUUGUGUAUCCGGUAUACAUCGAUGGUAGACCGCUACUCUCCCAUCGUUGCUGCUUGCCUCAAAGACACAUCAACCCUGGUCCGCCAACAAAUAUUGGACUCCCUUACGUCACUAAUCAAAGAGCAGUUCAUAAGAUGGGAAGGACAGAUCAUGUAUCGUUUUGUGUCCGCAAUACUCGACGAGAACAAGUCUAUCAGGGAAUAUGCAAUGUUUUGUUUGCGAGAUGUGUUGCUGCUUCAAUUCCCAGAGUUGUUCUCGGGUCAUUUCAUCGAGUGCCUUAUGUAUUUCAACAAUGUGCCAGUGAGCUGCGAACGGGAUGCUGUGCACGAAGUAGUUGAUACAAAUCAACGUCUUUCACUCGACGGUCCUGAAAACGAAGAAAGUAGAAUGACUAUCUAUAAAUUCAUGCUGAGCACAUUCGACGAUACCCGUAAAUUCACUCUAAUGGCCCAUAUAUGCACACAAAUUAUCUGUCCGGUGAUGAAUGGGAAGCUGAAAUACGAAGAUCCGUGCGUGUUUGCUCUAGUUAGGGACGCAUUGACGGUCAUGUCUCUGAAGGAAAUAAAACUGAACAUGGAUGUAGGAAAAGGUCCAGAUGUGGAAGAAGAGCCUCCGGCGCUUGUUGUGGCUGUUGCCAAAGAAAUGAUUGCCCAAACUUUCCGGAAGGCAAUGAUUGAAUAUGUUAUGCCUGCGUUGCUCGAUCUACGUGUGUAUCUUACUGAAAAGAGGUCCAGCUUACGUGGACCGCUUUACGCCGUUUUUCGGUUAGUUACUUGUAGCCCUAUGGCUGUUGAUGUUUUCGUUGGAGUCCUUGAAAGCGCGGCGGUAUUUGAUGGCAAAAUGUCGUUUAUGUCGCUCAUCACAAGGAGAGGGACAUUUUGGCGAGGAAAUCAGCAGGAGCACAACCAAGACCCUCCCCCAAGUAGGAUCGCAGUGUACGUUCGACAUCGUACGAGUUGCUUGUCGCUCGGACGAGUUCUCCCUCUGCUGAUUUUGUGCACCAAAUGCAUUCUGGCUGUUUAUCUUCUGUGA
This is a messenger RNA of Cooperia oncophora, 2193 nucleotides long. The record is from the annotation of a GenBank genome assembly. NCBI's taxonomy places the organism in Eukaryota, Metazoa, Nematoda, Chromadorea, Rhabditida, Trichostrongylidae.